GAUUUAGUAUUCAAAGUUUUCAAAAUACAAAUGGCUGAACUGUGUUUGUCUUAUUAUGAAAAUCAUUUUACGCGAUUUUUGUGUGACUUCAACCAAAAUGUGUGCAAUAUUAAUAAAUAAACAAAUAACAUAAUAAAUUUCAUGAAAACUAUUUACUGCAAUACGUGCAUAAUUUAAUGAAAAUGUCUGUCGAAAGGGCUACAGGUAAAGAGAUCGAUAAAAUCAAACGUCGCCAAAAAAAUGACGAUAUUAUUGCAACAGGAUUAUUAAAUGCUGGUGAGGAUACGGUGCGUUUUGCGAAAAUGGAAAUUUUAAAUGAUAAGACGGGUAAACCGACUGAAUUACUACUCCAAGCAACUUCCCAUCUAAUAUCUAGCACAACAAGUAGUUUGGCUGAUACUCCUGGGGAUUCCGGGGUGCAAUGUUUGGAUAGUGAUGCUUCGGAAGCAACGAGUCAGGCUCUUAUGUCUCAUAGCUUAAUCGGGACAGAGGAACUAACGUGCGACAGUAUUUAUGAUGCAGCGCCGUCGGGGUCACAGGAUAUGAUUAAAAGUACGAGUAGUAGUAUAAUGACUCGAAGUGAUAUCGAUAAUCAAAAUAGUGGGGCAAAUGACGAUAUUGUACCAGAACUCCUUGUUGAAACCAACAAAAAACCCUGCUAUGAAAAUCUACCAGAUGUUGUACUUAAGGCUUUAGAAAGUGAAAAAGUUUCAACUGAAGAAAUAAAAAAAUCUGCUCUCAGAACAAGUGAACCAAAAAAAUCUCUAUCAGAAGAUAUUGUGUACAGAAGAAGGUGUAGGAAAAAGUCACAAAGUGGCCCUAGUUCCCAAAAGAAAAGGGUGUCUUUCCAUGAAGAUAUUCUGAAUAAUACAAAAACUGACAAUAUUCAUAUUGAACGUGGAUUUGUUUCAUAUGGCCCUGAUAGUGCAUACUGUGAUAGAUUUAGGCAAAGGAAUAAUGUGAGUGAUAGGUUCUCUUGGGCAUCUGGUGACAGGGCUCCAAAAUAUGCUGCAGAUGUUGCACAACAAACUAUGUCAGACAUCCUCACAUAUGGAGAUAGUAAACAUGACCACAGUGGCAUAUUUGAGUACUGCCAAGACUUUCGAAAGAGCAAUCAAGAAAACAACAAUACAGAAAAUAAUAACAAGGACAAGGACAACAAUAAUGAAACUAGGCCAAAUGGAAAGUUAUAUGGCUGUGAUUCAAAUAGUUCAGACUCCAAUUUCAGCUGUGAUUCUGAAUCCUCAAGCAGUGAAUCUUCAUCUUCAAACUCCAACAAAACUGAAACCCCUGUUAGUAAUAGGAAAUGUGAAAAAACCCAAAAAUCAUACUCUUGUGAUGAAUUUGAAAAUAAUGCUCAUGUAGCUUUCAUGAGAAAAACUUAUUUCUCUGAAGCUGACAUUGAUCAAUCUCAUGAUCGCAGAAAGAAACCUUUAGAGGUACCCCAGAGCCCCAUCACUGUAAAAUCAGUUCUUAAAAAGAAACGAUACAUCACUACUAAUGUUGUUGAAGAAACAAAGGGAAACAGUAAAGUAUUAAAUCUAUUAGAUACCAAUAACAUCAUUGAUUCAUUAAAAAAUUUCUAUAAAAACUUUAACUUUAAUUUUGCACCUGAAAGUGGAUUACCAGAAAAUAGUUUUGAAUUAAACAAUGUCAUUGAAGCUUUACCAUGUGACGUUAACCAAAAUAGAAAACUUUCAAAAAGUCUAGACUCUGGAUUUCAAAUUGAUGAUGAAGAUGAUUUUGUAGAAAUAAACUUUAAUUCACAGUCAUCUGAUGUAGCGAAACAUAAUAUAGUGACACCAAAAACUCCUGUCCGCAAUGAAAGAACUCCGGAGGGAUCUCCGAGGCACAAACUUACUUUAAAUAUGCAGGCUCAAAAUGAUAAAAAAUCCUUGAAUGAUAUUCUGCCUCCACUAAGCAAGUAUGUUGUGAACUGUGAAAGUACAGUUUAUGAACACAAAGGAGUAUCAUAUAGCUAUGUACAUGAUACGUUCCAAACUGCCUUUGAAGCCCCAAAGGAAACCUUUGUACCAAUACCAGAAUCUACUCCAGUGAAGGAAUUAAUUUCCAGCUCAAGCAAAUCAGAUUUUAAUCAAAGAGACGGUGACAACUCAAGUAGGGCAUCAACACCCAAACGUCAAUUCAACAAAAAUGUUCUAGACGAAACAGAGCAAAAGAAUGGUCUUGCGAAACAUUUGUCGUCGCCAAAAAAGCAAAAUGUUAACAGGUACAGUCGUAAAUCGGCCUCAACCGUACAGAAAAGUGAUGAAACCCAGCAAGUCAUUAACGAUAAUGGCUCUAACACGGAUAAUUCAACCUUGAAGGGCGCAGAUGACUUCAAUGACGAGUUUUUCGACAGUCCAAGUCAAAAGUUACAGACCAAUAAGUCCGCUCUACUAAACAGAUACUUGAAAAAUGUUUGCCAAAAAAAAGACCUUGAAUUGAAGAUACGUAAUAAUAAAUUCUAUCAGACGAAGCUAAGGCUUGAAAAGCAUUUCCCAUGUAUUGUGUAUCCGUCAAAGAUGGUAUCGGAAACGUUCCGUAUUUCCGCCGAACGGAUGUCCCGUCUUAUAGACAAGGAGGUGAUUGAAAACAAAAGGCUGUCUGUGCGACUGCUCACGGCCGACGAGCCUUCAUACUUUGACAGCUUCGAAGACAACGUUGCCAUUGAAUGCAAUGAGAAACUAAGGUUGCAAAUAUUCUCGCAUCCCAAUGAAACCUUGAAUAGGAUGAUGAGGGUGCAAUCACCAUAUAACAUGGAGGAUGGAUCUUGGACUCCUCUGCUCGUCUUCAUAACGGACUAUGCACUUUAUGUAGCGAGCGUUAAUCCCGGCGGAACUGAAUACGAUAUGAUAUGCACAUUACCUCAUAACGAGUUAGAUGCAAUAGCGGUGGGUCCGGAAGCACAAUACAUUCAAGUAAUAGAUACAUCUGGCAACAUCGCCUGUUCAGUGGUAACUGGUGAGUCGUCUUUGGGCGCGAGGCUCGCAUCCUCUUUGGAGUGGAGUGCGAGAACGUCCCCUUUAAGAAUCUCCCGACCUCCAGCCAUGUUGCCACUUCAUUGUCGCCAUUUAGCAUCGGCUGUGACGAGGCAGAGGCAUGAGAAGCAGGUGCCUCCAAUCAUAUUCUACGGACGUGCAUGUUCAGGCGAUGCUGAGGACCGACUAAUGGAGGCUCCUGGAGCCUUCGCCCCACCGCUCGAAGGGUAUCUUAUGUGCAGGACUGAUAAAACCAAACGAUUUGAGCCCUGUUACUUCUUAUUACGAGCUGGUGUCCUUCAUUGGGGUCCGCACUCCCCAGACGGGUCUCCCCUGCCAAACAACAUAGCCCUACGUCUAGUAGUGGGUGUAAGAAGACAUGUGGAUGCAACGAGAAGACCUCACUGCUUCGAGAUCGCUCUCAGCGACUCAAGUAGACUUCUUUUGGCAGCACCUGAUGAUCCCACAGCAUCAUCUUGGCUGCAGUCUUUGCUCUUGCAUGCUGCUCAAUCGUUAGAAGAGAAGACAACUCCUAAGAAAGCAAUUCGUUCCGGCCCACCUCCCGCUUGCACGAUCCUCGUCACGCCGUUUGAGGUCAUCAGCUUAAGGGACACCCUCGAUUUGGCGUUUGUGGCCGGAGCGGCUGCCUAUUUGAAGGAUAGAGGGUCGGAAGCGUUGUUAAGAGAAUAUAUCGAGGAAAUGCACACAGAUAUUGAGAUUUUGGCGUGCGGCUCAAUCAAGAAUUUGACAGCGUUCAAAAUACCCGAUACAGAUGAAAAUUGGUGCUGUUUGGAAUGGAGUGUGUGCGAGGCACGCGAGCGGGGUGCGGGGCUUGCACUAGUGAUGGCGAGUAGUAAUGAACUGGAGAGGCUUAUAGCGGCAGUCGAAAGAGCAUAUUGUGAACUUACGUGUGAACCAUUUCCUCUAAGCGUUGUCGAAGCCACCAAGUCGGCCUGCAGUACCGCACAUUCUAAAUAUGAGGCUGCGUGGGCGCAUAUGCUUCCAUCCCAUCAGUAAUUUCAUCAAAUUAUCCAUUAAUCCGACCUACAUACGUAAGAGUUAGUAUGAACACUUUCGUUAUUGCUUUCGUAUUAACUAUCGUCUCUGCGAUGAAGAUAUAUAUGAUUAUACAAUGCUUACGUUUAUAUUUUUUUUAUCAUAUAAGACAGGUUUAUCACAAUUCGUGAACGGCCUAUUUAAUUAUUUUCUUUAUACCCAUACGUAAGGAAAUGUUCCAGAAUUGUUAUAUCAUUUUUAUUAUAAAACAUUCUUCUGUGUUUUAGAAUACAGAUAUGUUUUGUAAGUUAUUGGCAUCGGUCCAUUAAGCGUAAUUUAACGAAUAUUACAUACUCAAUAUAUAAAAAUUAGUAUAUUCUGUAUUAAUCUAUUCGAAAUUCAAAUUUUAGAAAACCUGACAUAUAAUCGACAUUCAAUAAUCAAUAACUUGCUCUAAAAAAACUUUUAGCACAAUUUAGAAUUUAAUGCUUUUCAGGUUACUGUAGUGAUAUUAGGGAAGGUGUAAUGCCAGUAUAUAUUAAACUAAAAGUUUCUUCGGUUGCCAUGGCAACGUGGCUAGAAAAUUAGUUUCACUUAUAUUAAACCUUUUUUUCCGAUCUCAGUUGACGUUGAAAUUAUAAUAUUACCUUAAGGCUCCAAAAAUAUUAUUGUUUAUCUAUGUAUGGUUGUCACUGUCAAAAGGUCACAAACAACAAAAAACGUGACUUUUCCUUCGAAACGUUUUUGAAUUUAUUUGUCAACUCAUACUAGGCCUCUUGUAAUUUUUUUAAACAUUGAGUUUUAAUCUUAUAUACUGGCAUUGCACCAUGUAACCGUACUUAUCGUUGUUUAGGUAGUAAUAGUUGUAAAUAAACUGUUUGUCCUUUUUUGCUACAAGUUAUCUUGCUAUGUUAGAUAGAGAUAGCAUGUUAGAUUCAUAGGCGACUUCUAAUUGUAUAGCUACUAAUGUAUCGUGACUUCAAAUAAUGUAUUUUAAACCCAAAGAUAAUGUGCUAAAUUAUUUUAUAUAAUUUUUCGUGAUUUUUUUACUGUCGAAUAAUGCCCAUUUGGAUUUAUAUAUAGGUAUAUUGUUGGUAAUUAUUCAUCAUAUUACUGUCUUCCUUAUUCAUAAAAAAAUUAAUCGAACUGUGUACCAUAGUAAAAUAAUUUUGUCUCUUUUCUUCAAAGCAUUAACACAAUUUGACAGAUAGGGACGAAUGAAUACUAUAAUUAGGAACGCAAUAAGAGUAAUUUUUAUGAAUAAGGGAGUUAAUGUUUAAAACUAUUAUUAUGUCAUGUAUGACAUAACAGUGUAUAUUCAAUAAUUUUAGGCUUAUCUACAUUACAUAGUUCAAGAAAUAUAUAUAUAUAUAUAUCCUCCUAUAUACAUAUGGUCUUAGGAAUUAAACAAUUGAUGAUCUAUACCGAUUAUCUGACGGCUUUGGUUUGGACGUUCUGUGGUCUGUGGACAAACGAAUUCGAUUUCUAUAGAAUAAAUACUUAGCAAUUCCACUUGUUAGGUAUAUUCGGUAUGAGUCAUAGACUACAGAGCUGUCAAAUUUAUUCAAAAUUGAAUUUAUUGCAAGGACCUUUAUAUAUAUGAUAAAGAUUUAUACAACGGGGCGUUAUUGAUUUGUUAUUAGGAUCUAAAUAUCUGUCAUUUGUCAAAAUCUAAUACAGUUUUGACGUACGGAUGUCAGAAUUGGCGCUUUUUUUUAAAAAUAAUUUUAUGGCCUGGAGACUUGGCGCUACUUUUAAAACAUAGACAGUAGAGAAUAAUUACCAACUGUAGUACGUUAUUCUGAAACUUGAUGCAUUGGUUUGGACAUUCAAAUUGUAAUUGAUAUCAAAAUUAUUUAAUUUCAAGUUUAACGGAGUAUUUUUUUUAAUUUCACAAGCCUUUUUUAGCUUUAUUUUUAAAGCUAUUUUAAUGGUGACGUGUGCGAAUUCAAAUGGGUUGAAUAUUUUUGAUUGUAACGUUUUGGGCGAAGAGCCAUGUGAUAUUCUAUGUAUAGGUAGGAUUAAGAAGUGCCUCGCGUUAAUGUUUUAUAGUGAAUAUUUGAGUAGAAGUUCUGAAGUUCUUCACAAAAGAAUAUGGUACAGUGAUCAUAAACUUAUUUAUUUAUACACAAAAAUACAUACACAUUCCCUACAAUGCUACACCAAUAUGAUAAUGUUAAACUUAAAAAUAAAAUAUAACUUAGAUAAAAUACCACAAUACAUAUGAAGUGACGGUAUUUUUUUUUUUGACAACAAUUGGUUGAAUGAAAAUUACUGUUGAUCUCUAAUUAAAAAUAGCUGGGGGAUUGGUAAUUUGAUUUAGCAGGGUCUUUCUGGAUCAAUAAAAUAAUUGAGCGCAAUUAAUUUUUGUUCGCAUUGUUAACGUGCGACUCUUAUCCCUGAGGUCGUAGCUUCGAUCCCCGGCUGUGCACUGGACUUUCUAUGAGCGCAUUAAACAUUCGCUCGAACGGUGAAGAAAAACAUACAGCGAAAACCAGUAUGCCUUAGAUCCAGCACGUAGACGGCGUGUGUCAGGCACAGAAGACUGAUCACCUACCUGCCUAUCAGUGAUCUACAAAUGAUCAUGAAACGGAUUUAGACAUCUGAGGCCCAGACCUAAAUAGGUUGUAACGCCACUGAUUUUUUAAAAUUAAUUAUUUCUAGUUCCAUUGUAGUAAUAAUUAUCAAUAAAUAGUAGAAAUUACAAAAUAUAAUAUUUGAGGGUAGAAAAACAACCGGAUGUCACAUAAAAACUUUACGACUUCUAUUUAAAUAUGGAAUGCAUUAAUAUCUUUUUUACGAAACUCCGGGGCACUUGUUUUGUAUAUCUCAGUGAUUAUUCCAAAUUAGCUGCACAUUUUGUACUGCCUACAAUUGUAGUUGUAGCAAAUUUUUUUGUAUGCUUUGUAUCUGUGAUUUGUGUUAAGUUUGGCGAAUCGUAUAUAUUGGGCCAUUCAAAUAUUAUAUAGUACUAACUAAUGUCUGUUUUAUGGUUGAACUUGUUUAAUAUGAGUAAGGUUUUAGCUAAUCAAUUUAAAAUUAGCUAAAGGUUUGCGCUUAUAUAGAAAAAGAGUACUAUAAAAAAAUAUAUAAACCAAUGGAAAGAUUUCCGGCUUAUAAGUGGGUUACCUUUUACAAAACUCUUUGGCUUUGGAAAUACUUUUUAGUAAAGGAAUAUUUUUUUUAAACUGGGAUAAUAUAACAAGCUGGUGAUACAGUUUUAAAUUGAUCAAACCGUUUAUGAAAAUACAAAUUAAUAAUACUAUAGACAAGAGAAUGGUUAGUACAAAAAUAAUGCUUAUAUAAUACUUGAAACGCACCUUAAACUAUAAAUUAUAUUUUAAGUAUUGACACGAAAUUGUAUGAAAACAAAUAAAACCUAUGUUUUGUGGCUAUUUUAAAACAUGCUUUGUGUCUUCUUGCCAACGAUUUGUUCGGUUGAUUAUUUCUGAGCGAGAGGGAGAGGAUGUGAUAUCGUUUAAAGUGCAAGUUAUAAAACUGUAUCUGUCUCUUUCGCAAGGCCAAACGCACAGACCGUAGUUCGACACGAACAAAAUGAAGUAAAAUCUGUAAUUAUUUUACAUUUUCUGUGGAGACUAAUUGAAUUGAUAUGGUCCUCGACAUUCUGAAGAAAAUGUCACAAAUGUUAAUAUUUAUAUGACGAAGCUCUCUUAAUAUUUUAUGUUAUAUUUUAUACUAUUUUACCUCUGUAAUAUUUUAGUUCAAGGUCAAGUAGUUUAACUUAAUUUAAAAUACAGUCAAAAUCGGUUAUAACGACAUCGAAGGGAUUACUCACAUUUGGUAGUAAAAAUAGCCGGUAUAUUGUUCUAAACGAUGUCGUAAACGGUUUGACUGUAUUUUGCAAAUGACAUUUAAUCAUUAUUUUAAUAUUUAUCUACUGUCAGUUUAGUAGAAUAACCUUAUUUGGCUCUCACAGUAGAAAUUAAUUGAAUAUUACUUUUUUUUUAUUUGGAGACCUGUUACCACAGAACUACUAUAUUCCUAUUAUUGGCACAUCCUGUCACAAAUA
Pieris rapae (cabbage white) is the source of this 8007-nucleotide messenger RNA. RefSeq lists its product as uncharacterized. The transcript has 9 exons. Bases 177 to 3998 code for a protein of 1273 amino acids. The record is from RefSeq and is a predicted model, not a curated record. Gene Ontology annotation, cellular component: endosome membrane. Lineage: Eukaryota; Metazoa; Arthropoda; Insecta; Lepidoptera; Pieridae. Gene Ontology annotation, molecular function: kinesin binding. Gene Ontology annotation, biological process: regulation of protein localization; lysosome localization; positive regulation of membrane tubulation.